Messenger RNA from Nicotiana attenuata, 717 nucleotides. RefSeq lists its product as uncharacterized. The record is from RefSeq and is a predicted model, not a curated record. The transcript has 2 exons. Lineage: Eukaryota; Viridiplantae; Streptophyta; Magnoliopsida; Solanales; Solanaceae. Bases 1 to 717 code for a protein of 238 amino acids.
AUGGGAAGUGCACCAACCGUCAUGCAAGCUUCGAAAUGUAUCGAAGUGGAGAAGCCUAAACCAGUAAAGGUAGAUGUCAACACAACAACAAGGAAGCUGACUUUCUCAGUGCAACGAGCAAACCCUAGUCGACCAGAGUCGACUCUAGCUGAUGUGGCUGAGGUAGAAGAGCAAACCCAGAAAUGGAAAGCAGCGCUAAUUGGGUAUGUACUGGGUGGAACUCCCUCCUUCAAGGAAAUGCUAAAGUUUGUGUAUGGUGUGUGGAAUUUCAUCACUACACCACAGGUAUUCCUACAUGAUGAUGGGUACUUUAUAUUCAGAUUUAGCUCUGAGGAAGAUAAGAACAAAAUUAUACAGCAAGGUCCAUAUACAUAUCAUAAUAGACCCAUUAUAUUGAAGCAAUGGGUGCCCAAUUUCUAUAUGUGUAAAGAAGUGACUCGAACUAUGCCAAUUUGGGUCAUAUUCCCAGGAUUACCAAUUCAAUUCUGGACAAAGGAGAAUUUGGGAUGUUUAGCCAACUAUUUAGGAAAACCUAUACGUUUAGAUAAACUUACAACAGAUGGGGAUAGGAUUUCCUAUGCACGUAUGUUUAUUGAAAUGGAUAUAUCUCAAGAGUUACCAGAUACAAUUCUCAUCAAGGAAGCAGAUGCAAAUAUAGAGAACAAGCCCUUGAUUAUGAAUGGAAACCUUCUUUUUGUGAAGGGUGUUUUCAAAUAG